Molecule: messenger RNA, 2968 nt
Organism: Limulus polyphemus (Atlantic horseshoe crab)
Lineage: Eukaryota; Metazoa; Arthropoda; Merostomata; Xiphosura; Limulidae
Product: vang-like protein 2
Exons: 4
Coding region: 518-2194 (558 amino acids)
Biological process (GO): multicellular organism development; establishment of planar polarity; Wnt signaling pathway, planar cell polarity pathway
Cellular component (GO): plasma membrane
Source: RefSeq, a predicted model, not a curated record
GUUUAUAUCUUUUGUCAUGAGAGUUAGAGGCUAGCGUCAGGAUCAUUGAUCCCCCUUGUGUGUUUGUAUGGAACUAAGAUCAGUUUGCUGCAUGUUACGUCGGAUCAAAUACGCAGGAAGGGGUACAAGACUAAACUCUUGCCGUGUCGACUUGUACUGUGAUAUCCCUGUUAUGACGGCACAUUGAACGAUGCGCAUUUUUCGAGUUAGUCGCCUGAUUGACAGAUAAGAGUAAUACUAGUCAUGAGCCAGCAAAAGUUGUUAUUGCGUCACGUGCAGUUCCUGUUUCAUCUUCGAAAAGUGAAGAACAUUAUAUGCUUUUGAUGUGUCUAAGUUUCAUAGUCUUCCACGAUGUAACUUUUCCUACUGUUCCUAUUGGUCGUCGAGGUAUUACUUGAGAAGGAUAGGUUUCGUGAACGGUAUAUUUGUCGCUUAUCUUAACAAACUAAAACAAGGAACCCGAAACUUGUUUAUCAUACUUUUUUGAAACAACUCAGAUCCAGUGUAAUCCAACUCCAUGUCAUUCUGGUUAGGAGAUAAUUCCAUUGGGAGCGGCAUACAGCUUCCCACUUACCGAGUGACUACCGAAAAUGAAUCUAUUAAAUCUGUAUACAGCGAUCACUCCUCGCGCUUACGCUGUUCACGAGGUCAUGGAGUUGCGCCUUCAAACUAUCAUACUCACCGCUCACGGUCGCCACGACAUUCUCACCGUUCCAAGAAAAUUAGUCAAUCCAUUUCGGAAAAUAAAGCUUUGGAGAGAUCGGGAAUAAGCCGAUGCAAUGACGAGAUCAUAGAGGUACAGAUUCUACCUCAGGAUGAUAACUGGGGAGACAACACUACUGCCGUUACGGGCAAUAGCAGUAAUCACUCAAUGUCCAUAGAGAACUUGUAUAAAAUGGGAGGCGAUUGGGACGAAGGUUGGAUCUUCAAGUGCCAAAUGUGGACGGGUUCGUUUAUUGCCAUCCUCUUGUUUUUCUGUUCAUUUAUUUCUCCAUUAUUAAUGGUUGUUUUGCCUAAACUUGACUUCUUUGAUUGGAAAGUGCAAAAAUGUGGACCCGAAUGCGAUGGUUUACUGAUUAGUCUAACAUUUAAAUUAAUUAUAUUACUUUUUGGUACGUGGGCUGUUUUUCUUCGUCGACCCAAAGCAACAAUGCCAAGAAUAUUCAUUUUUCGUGCUUUUGUUUUAGCUUUAGUUUUAGUUUUUACAUUUUCCUACUGGCUAUUUUACAGCGUUCGAAUUGCCGAAAAGCGAAAUAACGAUCACGAAGUAGCCUAUCACAGUAUAGUUCUCUUCGCGGUAUCACUAGUUGAUACGUUGCUUUUUGUUCAUUACUUAGCUGUCAUCUUCAUCGAAGUGCGCCAUCUUCAGCCUCAGUACUUUGUUAAAAUAGUUCGUUCACCAGAUGGAGAAAGUCACUGUUAUAACAUGGGCCAAUUUAGUAUACAACGAGCAGCCGUCUGGGUUCUAGAACGAUAUUAUCAAGAUUUUUCUCUCUACAAUCCCUACCUUGAGACAUUGCCCUCAAAAUCUCACAAGUUAUCGUACGGCCUAAAAGUUUAUAAUGUAGAUGGAGUGGAUAAUUCGUCGGUUCUUUCUAAUUCGAUGGCCAUUCCAACAGGGAAUGGUCGACGACGAGAGUCUAGUCAUAAUGACCGUUUUUAUAACGAACAAGAAUACGACAGACGAGUGAAAAAGAGAAGAGCGAGACUUAUUACAGCUGUAGAAGAGGCUUUUACGCAUAUAAAACGUCUUCGCGAUGAGCCAGGUCCAGCAAUACCCAUGGAUCCAACAGAGGCAGCUCAGUCCAUCUUCCCUUCCAUGGCACGUGCUCUUCAAAAGUAUCUAAGAAUCACGAGACAACAGCCUCGACAUAGCAUGCAAGCUAUCCUCGACCACUUAGCACUUUGUUUAAGCCACGACUUGAGUCCGCGUACAUUCCUUGAAAAGUAUAUUACAGAAUCACCCAUAUUGCAGAGUGACAAAGAACAAAAGCCUGUUCAGAAGUGGGCUUUGGUGUGUGGCACACUUCUCUCGCGUGCUGUAGAAGCCGGAUGUGUAUUUAUGUUACGUCAGAAUGACGUUUCAUUGCUAGUAACAGUUCAUCAGUUACCACAUUUUAACAUUAUCGAAGAAAUCAUUGACCCUAAGACAAACAAGUUUGUACUACGAUUAAGCUCUGAAACUUCGGUAUAACAACAUUAACUAGUCUGUUUCAGUUGUAACAAAAAAUCUUCGUAAUCUGCCAGAGUAGUAACCUGAAUGACGUUUGAACAACAAUAUUAGUUUUAUGUUGUCCAAAAUACUAUACUUUUACUGAUACAUUUAAAAAGGAAAGUUAGUGUCAAUGUAUGAAGAUCGUGAAGACAUACAUUUGUUCUUCCAACAACCGAAGCGAAGAAUACCUUACAAAUCUCAAGAUUUUAUCCACAGCGUAAACGUUCUAAUAUUUUUACUUUCAAAGAAAGUGGUUCUAAAUGUGGCUCUAUCAAUUUUAGUAGCAAUAGCGAACGAAAGAAAUAAUUCCUGAUUAUUAAAAAUGUUACACAUAAGAAACUACUUGUGUGGAACGUAAAUACGUUUCUUUGUGAAACUGCCUAUAUAUCAUCCAUUUUAUAUUUAUGUCAGUUAGUGAUGAAUUAGGCAUACAUGAACAUUGUAAGGACCUUGGUAAGCCGCGAAAUGUAUCGUUAAUACAGAAAAUAUGUACAUCAGUAGGCUAUUUGAUAUGAUAUGGUAAUAUAUAUGUGUUUGUGAGUCAUAUACAUAAUGUUUAUAAACAUUUGUGAUGAAUUACUUAUCCUUAUAUUGUGAGAUUAACUGUUUGAUGUGAAGAAGCAAUAAACAAGAUUUUUGUCAUUCUUUACUCAUGAUUACUUUUUCUCAUAUAUUUAUCCAUUUGCUAUUUACUUAUAACGUGAGACUUCCAUCGUAAAUAAAGAAUGAACCAUAAAGGUUCAUAAUAUGAUA